UUAAGGCCGCCGGUGUGAGCCGGGGCUCAGCGCGAGAGAGGGACGGGGGAAGAGACCGGCAGGUGUGGGCGCGGGGCUGAGCAGCCCGACGGCGGGAGUCGCAGUCGCUCGGUGCAUGGGCCAGUGAGGACGCGCGGAGAUCUCCUCGCCGCGGCGGAGGCGGAGCAGCGCCACAGCAAGGCGCUGCCCGGCGACCCUGCGUCCGAGCGAGCGGAACCUUGCGCUUCGGCAGGGGACGGUCCGAAGUCCGCGCUAUGGAAGAGGAGAAAUAUUUGCCUGAGCUGAUGGCAGAGAAAGAUAGCCUGGAUCCAUCUUUUGUGCAUGCAUCGCGCCUUUUGGCGGAAGAAAUUGAAAAAUUUCAAGGUUCUGAUGGAAAAAAGGAAGAUGAAGAAAAGAAAUAUCUUGAUGUCAUCAGCAACAAAAACAUAAAGCUCUCAGAAAGAGUAUUGAUUCCUGUCAAGCAAUAUCCAAAGUUCAAUUUUGUGGGGAAAUUGCUCGGACCACGAGGCAACUCCUUGAAGAGACUACAGGAAGAAACAGGUGCUAAAAUGUCUAUCCUGGGCAAAGGAUCAAUGAGAGAUAAAGCAAAGGAAGAAGAAUUAAGGAAGAGUGGGGAAGCCAAAUAUGCCCACUUGAGUGAUGAACUUCAUGUAUUAAUUGAAGUGUUUGCUCCACCUGGGGAAGCUUAUUCACGAAUGAGUCAUGCAUUGGAAGAGAUUAAAAAAUUCCUGGUUCCCGACUACAAUGAUGAGAUUCGUCAGGAACAGCUACGUGAAUUAUCUUACUUAAAUGGCUCAGAGGACUCUGGUCGUGGCAGAGGCAUUAGAGGCAGAGGGAUCAGAAUAGCUCCCACAACCCCUUCAAGGGGCCGUGGGGGUGCCAUUCCUCCCCCGCCACCGCCUGGACGAGGUGUACUCACCCCUCGAGGGACUACUGUGACUCGCGGAGCUCUUCCAGUGCCCCCUGUAGCAAGAGGAGUCCCAACCCCACGAGCCCGGGGGGCACCGACAGUGCCAGGAUAUAGGGCACCCCCUCCUCCAGCCCAUGAAGCUUAUGAAGAAUAUGGGUAUGAUGAUGGCUACGGGGGUGAAUAUGAUGACCAGACCUAUGAGACUUACGAUAACAGCUAUGCCACCCAAACGCAAAGUGUCCCUGAAUACUAUGACUACGGUCAUGGAGUAAGUGAGGAUGCCUAUGACAGCUACGGCAAGAAAAGAAAAAAGAGAGUGGGAGUCAGGAUCUUCUUUCAGAUGAAGGGAGUGAUGGAAAAUGCACCAGAAGAAUGGGCCACAACCCGCUCCAGCCUGAAGGCACCACCGCCAAGGUCAGCCAGAGGGGGAUACAGGGAGCACCCCUAUGGUAGAUAUUGAAGGUCCUUCUCACCCGUGACCUCACCUCAAAGACAAUUCAUAGCCUGUGGUCUCCACAUAAACAGCAACAAGACAAGUAUCCACAAGCAAAGAGCACAUAAGUGAAUAGCAGAUGUGGUGGCUAACAAGGAUAGAGGUGAAGAUGUGUGACUGAGAAGCCAGAAGAUGGAAUAAAUCUGACACUGACUGGAGGUUCAGCGUUUGGAACGAUGGAGGCCAUCUGAGAAGAUCAUUUGGAUUUGAACCAAUGUGAUUCUAAAGUGACUAUGAAAAACAACCACUGAUUAAAAUAUAUGUGGACCAUAUUAAUACAUUAAUUAUGUGGCUUUAAAAAGAAGUGGUUAAUAUGGGCUGGGAUUUUAAAAGAAGGCUUCCCAGAAGAGGUGAGAUUUGGAUAAAAAGUCAGAGAUGGACAGAAGGUGGACCCAAAUGCAAGACUACCAGAUUGCUAAUUGGAAUCUUAGUAACCGUAUUGGCUACAAAAUAACCCAAGGAACUUUGGUUUGAGAAAAGGCUGGCACCGGGCUCAAGAAAGGAAGUGAGCCGGUUUACCAGCACAUGACCGAGUUACAUGCACAUUUUGGAAGAAGAAGAAACCUAAUAUAAAUAUAUGUCUGUAAUUAAGAACACUGCUUGUUAAGAACAUAUUUAAAGAAGACACUGCUGAAGAUGGAUCGUAUUUUGUUUGCCUGCUAGGGCUCAUUUCUCUUAUUAUGCCAGUUAGCCACCCUGCCUCUCUUAGCUCCUCUCUCCUGAAAAUAAGAAUAUAAUAAUACCUACAUCAGAGAAUCGUCCUGAUGAUUAAAUGAGUUAAUACAUGUGAUACACUUUCAAGGUGCCUGGCACAGGGGAGGUGCUUGAUAAGUAUUUUCUAUUACUAUCAGCAGGAGAUCCAACUAUAUGGCAUUUUAUAGUCUUCUCCUAAAAGACUGCUUAUUUUCAAUGUUAUUUUCCUUGUUGUGCUGUCCUAUCUUUUAGAAGCCCAUACCUAACUUCCACAAGUUCUGUGAAGAUCUGUUAAAUGAAAGCAUAUCAAAUCACUUUGAAAUGCAUAAAGUACUAUGUAAAUGAAAGGUGGAAUAAUUAUGUUAAAGGCAUCAUUUUGAAUUUUGUUUAUACUGCAUCUUUGAAAUGAGCAUCAGAUUUUUCUCCAGGCAGUUACGGCUCCUACAGAAACAAACACAGAUGGUGCCCAAACCUCCUACUGAAUAGUUGUAGGCAAUGGCAUUUAUCAAAAUACUGCAGGUCACUAAAUGUGCAAAGACUCAAAACAAACCCCACAUCUCAGUGUCAGGCCAGCAUGGUAAUUUAGGCAAAUAAGCCUUUGUUUGAUAAUUCAAGGAUCUUCUGAUUUGUCAAAUAUACUAGCACAACAAACAGAAAAUCCUACAUGUAGGCUAAGUUUUACAAAAUAGGACAUUAAAAUGCAAUUUCUUUUAGAGAAAAAAAAUCAGGUUUCUUUACUGAUGAGAGUUUCUAGCCAAAUUAGAAUGUAUUUUGGGGAUGUGCAUGCAGAUGUUCUGAUUUUACAUUGACCUUCUAGCCAAGCAAAGCAAAGAAAGAGAGGAAACAUGACUUAAAGAUAGGUCUUCUUCUACUCAAACCUUCUAAGAACCCAGUUUUUGGAGUGCAGGCUUCCUUUUGUCAGCCCCUAGUCCUGGGAUUUCUAUAACAUAACUCUCUUGAUGGGGUCAUGGGCUUGUUUGCCCUUGGAUCCAUUCCUUGCCCUCCCUCUGGCUGACUGGGGGACAGGAAAUUCUGAUCCCUGAGGCUUCCUUUCCUAGAGCGCUGUCUCAGGGGAACUGUCGCUGGCUUCUGCCACUGGCACUUGGGAGUGGUGACAUUGGGAGGUGACAAGAGAUGGGGAAGAAGGGAGCAGUCAGGGCACUCCUCUCAACACUGUUUGCCUCCGGCACCUUCUCAGGCAGAAGCUGUGUCUCUUCCGUGCCCACCUCCUGCUGCUAAAGCCUGCCACGUUCCAGUUCUUACCUGGUAACGCAUGGCUCCUAGGUUUUGGUACCCUCUUUUCAUCCUGUGUCCCUCCAGCUAGGGUGGGUUAUACCUUGCUCCUGUGGCUAAGUCUCCUGUCACCUCACUUUUCUCUGGUUGGCUUUCAUCACCUGUUUUGUGCUUUAAUCAAUUCCCUGCCUUUGAAUCUUCCGUUUAACGAAUAUUCAAAGUGAAUCUCGUUUUUCUUGACUAGACCCUGACUCACCUAAGAUCUGGCAUAGGCUACCCGGCUCCACUGAAUUCUUACGCAAGAAACACUGCGCUCCUGACUUCCUUCAUCAUGACUUGCUUCACCACUUAACGCCCAAGCCUAAUACAGAGUCUGGCACAAAGUACAUACUCAGAAAUAUUUGUUGAAUAAAUAACACGUGAAUGAAUGAAGCUAUGAGACGAGAGAAUUCUUUCCAACCUUCAUCACAUCAGAUCUUAAGUUGUACUGACCAAAAAGUGAAAUGGGGAGAGAAACAGAUGCAUAGAAAAGUGAAGAAGUCAAUGUUCUUUUCUCUACUCCGAAGUUUCAUAAGACUUAUAAUGCCUCCUCCCAGAAGGAGGGUCCCAGACUUCUCCGUUUGUUUUUAUCUGGAGGGAAGACAGAAGAAGACAAGAAAGUGUUUUCUGUUCACUAUUGUUGGUGCUACCCACUAAUAAAAACUACAAACAUUUCAGCAAAAAGUUAACAAUUUCCAAAUAGUGUAGCCAAAAAAAAAAAAAAAAA
Messenger RNA from Mustela erminea (ermine), 4095 nucleotides. It is a transcript of the gene KHDRBS2, whose product is annotated as KH RNA binding domain containing, signal transduction associated 2. Gene Ontology annotation, cellular component: nucleus. The record is from RefSeq and is a predicted model, not a curated record. The coding region runs from base 255 to 1370 and encodes 371 amino acids. Gene Ontology annotation, biological process: regulation of alternative mRNA splicing, via spliceosome. The transcript has 17 exons. NCBI's taxonomy places the organism in Eukaryota, Metazoa, Chordata, Mammalia, Carnivora, Mustelidae. Gene Ontology annotation, molecular function: poly(A) binding; mRNA binding.